Molecule: messenger RNA, 2582 nt
Organism: Fundulus heteroclitus (mummichog)
Lineage: Eukaryota; Metazoa; Chordata; Actinopteri; Cyprinodontiformes; Fundulidae
Product: zinc finger protein 2 homolog
Exons: 7
Coding region: 68-2326 (752 amino acids)
Biological process (GO): regulation of transcription by RNA polymerase II
Molecular function (GO): DNA-binding transcription factor activity, RNA polymerase II-specific; RNA polymerase II cis-regulatory region sequence-specific DNA binding
Source: RefSeq, a predicted model, not a curated record
GUAACCCGGAAGUAGAAGUGCAAAACAAGGUGCAGAAGUUUUGAAUCCAACCAGGGAACAAUCCAGCAUGUUUUACUGCAGCAGCGGCGGUUCCGAUCCGCUGAACAUGUCCAAAAGCGGCAUCCUGAGAGGAAUCAUCACCGAGAAGCUGAGCACAGCCGCCCGGGAGAUCUUAGCGGUGGUGGAGAGGACCGUAGCCGACUACGAGGAGGAGGCUUCGGGCUUCAGGCGGGAGAUCGAGCGGCAGAGGAGGCAGCUGGAGCUCCUGCAGCCUCGGGUCAAGCUGCCCAGAACAGAACUAGAGCUGCUCCCAGAUCUGCAGAGCCACGAGGAGGUGGUGGUUGGUGAGGAGCAAGAGGAGCAGCAGCUCACACAGAGCACAGGUGUGGAGGCAGCUGAGAGUCACAAUCCACCUGGGAAACACUCUGAGGAAGAGGAGGAGGAUGAUGAGGGGGAAGAUGGUGGUGAUGAUGAGGUGGAACAAGAGGAUGAUCAUUAUGAUGAAGAUGAACAGGAGGAUGAAGAAUCAGUAAUAAAAAACAAGAUGAUCAAGGAAGACCUGAAGGACCCAGAUUUUGAAAUACCACCAAGGUCAGUUCAGCGUGGACGUAAAAGGCAUCACUUAACUCUGAAAAUUAACACAAAGGAGCCUCUGAAUCUCAGGAUCCGGAUACUGGAGGACUCUGAGACCACUGUGCUCUCAAAUGCUGUGUUUAAGAAGUAUCCGAUCUGGGACCUGGGGUGUCCUCAUGGUCUAGAGGAAGCGGCCUUCCUGGACCUGCUAAGGUCCACCUUCCCUCAGCUGGCUGCUGGGGAACCUUUUGAUACCUUCAUCACAGAUAAGAGCAGGAAGCUGCAGCCUCUGAAUGUGAAAGCUCUGACUCCGGAGGAGAUCUACACCGCCAUCAAAUCCAAUGGAAACUCGGCUCUGUACAUCCGCCCCAAGAAAGAAGAGGUUAAGACCAAGAGAAAGGAAGAACAUCUGGUCGCUGACUCUACAACUGUCGACCCUGGGAUCAUGGACAAUGAAACCGGGCUCCCCACAAGCUCUGUUCAAAAUGUACAGGGUUCUGGAAAAAGCGAAGUGUCCAGCGAGUCAAAAUCCCAACAGGACAAACUACAAGAUGAGGAUGAAGAAGGUGACAGCAACACUGACUCCCACAGUACCAGAGAUCAGACAUCAGAGGGAAACAAGGACAUGAAACCUGAUCCCAAACUGCAGCCACGCAAGAGGACAAGAAAGGGCCAGUGUAAACAGGGCAGGAAGAGAACUGCGGAGACUAAGAUGUCUUGUAAAGUGUGUGAAGUGCGGUACCAGAACUAUGGCAGCCUGAUUAACCACGCCUCGAGUCACGUCAGCGACCCGCAGAGUGUUUGUGGAGUCUGCGGGGAGAAGUUUAAGUCUGCAGAGGAGUUAAAGGAACAUCUCAAAAGUCACAAAAACAUUCACAACUGUUCACAUUGUGGGAAGUCUUUUGUCUCCAUCAACAGUUUAAACAAUCACAUUGCUAAGCACACAGGAGAGAGUCUGUUUAAAUGUGACAUCUGCAGUAAAACCUUCUCAACCAAAGGUAGCUUGAACUAUCACCAUUGGGUUCAUGUGAAAGAUAAACCACACAAGUGUGAUAUUUGUCAGCAAACCUUUGGUCUGGAGUCACAUCUCAAAGCCCACAUUAAGCAGCAUGGGAGAAAAGAAGUUUACAAAUGCAAAAUCUGCAAUAGGUCUGUGACCACUCGCCGAUCUUUGACCUGGCACGCGUUGACCCACUCAGACAAACGGCAUUAUGGCUGUGAAACAUGCGGGAAACGCUUUAAAUUGAAAAAUGGACUGAAAUCACACGAGAGGACUCACACGGUGAGAGAGCGGCCGUUCCUCUGCCACAUCUGCUGCAAAACAUUUCCAUCUGAACAAAGGCUGAUGAGCCACUUAAAAGUUCACAGCACUGAGAAACCAUUUGUUUGUACCGUUUGCAGUAAAGCCUUUAAGUACCAGACGAGUUUAUCCGGGCACAUGAAGGUGCACACUGGGGAAACUCCCUUUGAAUGCUGUGAGUGUGGACGCUGCUUCAAAUACAAGAAUAAACUUAUUGAGCACAUGAAGAUCCAUUCUGGCAUCAAAGAAUUUAUCUGUAGCAUUUGUGGGAAAGCAUGUCUUAAACGGGAAUACCUAAGGGUCCACAUGAGAACCCACACCGGAGAGAGACCCUACCAGUGCUCCCUCUGUGACAAAGCCUUCACCCAGAGCCACUGCCUGAAAACACACAUGAAGACUCACCAGGACCAAGAAAACGGCCCCUUCGCUUUGUCAGAGCCUGGAAUGAUUUGAUCUAUCUGAAACCAAAGGACGUUACAGUAAUUCACAUCCUUACCUUGUUUUGAUUAGUUGUUUGAAAAGCUUUUCGGAUUCAUGGUUCAAAUUGUGAUGUGAAGAAAACAAACGGAAAACAUAAAUUAACCAGUUCAACAAAAAGAUCUAUUCAAACGAUCUGUGGCAUGGUGGAACGGUGGUUAGCUAUGUUUAUUUAGACAUAAGUAAUGGGAAUAAAGAGCCGAUUAGAAUAAAAAUGUGUCAUGGAAACACC